This is a messenger RNA of Electrophorus electricus (electric eel), 5394 nucleotides long. RefSeq names its product pleckstrin homology-like domain, family B, member 2b (gene phldb2b). NCBI's taxonomy places the organism in Eukaryota, Metazoa, Chordata, Actinopteri, Gymnotiformes, Gymnotidae. Gene Ontology annotation, cellular component: basal cortex. Gene Ontology annotation, molecular function: protein binding. Gene Ontology annotation, biological process: regulation of microtubule cytoskeleton organization. The record is from RefSeq and is a predicted model, not a curated record.
AGCGCUAAGUCGCCGCUGGCGGAGUAGGACAAGAAAGCGCUUUUGGUCUCGGAAGCGAGACGCUUUUGGUCUUUGGUCGCCACAAGCGCUGGUUAAUUUACGUUCCUUCUCCCUUUAUUAUUUGAAACGUGGCUUAUUCUUAUAAACGUAGCCAAGAUAUAGUAAAUUCCUUUUCUCGAUAGUGUCUCUUGGAUUUUUUCUCGUAAAGGGAUCGUUGCACACCUGAGUAGGCUAACUGUUUGACAGGAUCAUCCACAAUGGCAAGCAUCGGUUCGGUGGGGGACACUGAGACAGACCGUACAGACAACAUAUUGCAGCCAGAGUCUGACCAGAACCUCGAGCCUUCCAAGAGCCCUCCCUUGGAUAUGAUCGACACGGGGAAAGGCCUGAAGGUACAGACACCCACUCCUCACCUGGUCAGUCUUGGGAGUGGUAGGCUCAGUGUGGCUAUCACUGUACUACCUCUAAAGGAGGGAAUCACACGCAUUGGCCGUGAUGAUGCUCCUGUACCACAGGAUAUCACGAUUGAAGGCCCCGGCAUUGAGGCAGAGCACUGUGUUAUCGAGAACCGAGGGGGAGUCAUCACUCUCAACCCAUGUGGACAUCUCUGUUCACUUGAUGGAGCCCCUGUUACCAAACCGACCCAGCUGACACAAGGAUAUUCUCUGUGUUUAGGUAAGUCAUACGUCUUCCGUUUCAACCACCCAGAAGAGGCCAGCCGGAUGAAGAGCAUGCUUCCUCAGAAGAGUCCUGUGUCUCCGCUGGUCUACAGCACAGACUACUUGAAGUUCAGCAGUGAUUUCAGUCACAGUGUAGGCGGGCCCAGUUCCAGAGGCAUGCGGUCUGUCUCUGAGCUGCGGGACUUGAUGGACACCCUGCAGAGGAAGAAAGAGGCUCUGGAGAAGAGUCUUCGGACCAAUGGCGACAGCGGCCCUUCCUACUUCAGCAUGACACAGUCUCCGCCUACUACGCCCAACUCCUUAAAACCUGUGACUACGUCCAGCCCCAUGUCAUCCUAUCAGGAGCAAGCCAGGCGCCUGUACACUUCUGAGCGCCCGCCCCUUUCAGUUAAAGUACCUGCCCACUCACCCAACAGCAUGCCCUCUUCACCCAGACGUUCUGACCCCCGAGACCCCCCUCUUCCUUAUUCAAGACCCAUGAUCCGGAACCGGUCACAGGACAAUCUGAUUGCUGCAUCAGUCAGUCGUCAUGUUCAGGCCUCAGGUUCACUGCUGUCCAUGUGGAAUGGCACCUCUUCCCCUACCCCAGGGGGCAGCAGUGGGGCAGCCAGCAUGCCCUCCAGCCCCCGACUGGCUCGCAGGCAGCACACACAGGACGGUGGGCGCAUCGGUGGUCUGGAGCCAUUGCCACGCCAACGGAAGUACUCGGCCGGCUCCCUGACAGGCAUGGGUUCACACAGCCGCUCCUUACCCCGCCUGUACCGCCCGGUCGACAGCCAUCUCCCCCUCCCUCCGACCCGCCGCUCGCUGGAUGGCAAAGCUAUGCGCCCCUCACUCACACCGGAGCCCGGCCCCCUGAACGGCCACUCCGAGGUGGUGUCCAUCUCCUUGUCCGCCAGGUCCAUCUCCAAGAGCGCACCAGCCCCUCCGGACGUGACCGUAGCUUCCAGCGUGACCACCAGCCCUCGCCAAGCCAAGAAGUUGAGCCUGACCACCGGCAGCUCCUACUCGGACCUGGAGAAGCAGGCCACGGGCGGACCCUCCCCAGUCCUUGAGCUGGGACUUGGGGAGAGGAGGCAGUCGUUCGGGAAGGCCGGGCUCGGCCCGCAGGGCGGCUUCCGUGAGAGGAAGGGCAGCAUCAGCUCUCUGAGCGGGAAAGAGGAGCUCCAGGACUACCAUCAGAGACAGCGAGAUGAGAGGCUCCGAGAGCAAGAGGUGGAGCGACUGGAGCGCCAACGCCUGGAGACCAUCCUGAGCCUUUGCUCGGAGCGGGAUCAGAGUGCCACAGCUGUGGCGGACCUGCAGAAGAUCAACAAGGAGCUGGAGAAGCUGCAGGUGACCGAGGACGAGCCCCUCAUCACCAACCCAGCUGGCACCGCACUAGUUAACGGCUAUGGCCUCGGGCCACGGGAGCACCAGGCGUCCGAGGAGGAGACGCGCCCGAAUCAGGAAGCGAUGCGUCUCGAGGAGGCGCGGAUCCAGGUGUUCAACAACAUAGAGGAGCUGGAGCAGAAGAUCAAAGAACUGGACACCCAGAUGGAGGAGUCCGACAGAGAGAUGGAGGUAGAGCGUGCCCUACUGGAAGGCGAGCAGGACUCUGAGAUGGCUCAGCUACAGCACGAGAGACAGAUGCUGGAGCAGCUCAAAGAUAAGAUGGCUGACCUUGAGAAGAAGAUUCAGGCUGAGAAAUCUGAGGAUAACGCCCGGCUGGACGCCGAGCGGGUAAGGCUCGAGCGACUGGCCGAACAGCUGGUGGAGCAGCAGGCUCAGCUGGACACAUGCCCCGAGGCCCUGAAAGAGCAGCUCCUCCUCCAGCUCUCCAGGGACACUGAGGCACUGGAGAUGGAGAGCAAGCGCUUUGAGGAUCUCGAGUUCCAGCAGCUGGAGAGAGAGAGCCACCAGGAUGAAGAGAAGGAGACACAGACACAGCAGAUCCUCCGAGACAUCACCGAGUACCAGCGCAGCACCGUCAACCGCAAGGAGAAGCUUCUAGCCCUGAAGAACCAGUCUGCACAGAUAAUCCAGCAGGCCCAGAAGGAGAAAGAGAGCUUCAUUAAGGAGAAGAGCAACCUGCACCUGAUGCUCCAGAGGGAAAAGGAGAAUCUCUCCAGUUUGGAGAAGAAGUAUGCCGAGCUCACAGGGGGACGGGGCUUCCCUGUCAAUCAUCUCAGCAUGAAGGAGGGCUAUGUCACAGUCAAAGAAAUCAAUGAUCUCUAUUCCCAGCUGGGGCUAGAGCCCUUCUCCGGCACCCCAGCCUCUGGGUUUGACCCCAGGCCCAACCCUGAGCCUUGUCCUGAGGACAGCAACACCCCACCCAAACCGGACGAGCAUUUCCGAAGUCUGGAGGAAAGGAAGCGGCUGGGUAAAGAGAGUCCGUCGUGUGACACGCUACCUCGUAAAAAGACCCAGCCCCCCAUCACCCUUCAGUUCAGCUGUGCCACCCUGGGCCGCUCCGCACCUCCAAAAUCUCACCCACCUUUAUCCCAGAGCUCCAGUUGCGGCAGCGUGCUGAACCGCCUUCUCACUGUGUCCCCUAAAGAGUCUGAGAAACGUCGCCUACACAAGGGCCAUAGUCAGCAGCACCUGGGAGACGAGUCACGCUCGAGGCUGAAGGACCUCGACUGCCGCACCUCGUCCCAGUCCAAUGUCUACCUGGACUCGCCGGGCUACCGUGACAACGGGCACGCCUUCGACACUCUCAGCGUGGACAGCUCGGACAGCAUGGAGACCAGCAUCUCUGCCUGCUCCCCUGACAACGUCUCCAGCGCCAGCACCUCCAACGUGGCCAAGAUUGAGGAGAUGGAGAGGCUCCUGCGUGAAGCCCAGGCAGAGAAGCACCGACUCCUGGAGCACAGGGAACGGGAGAUGGAGGUGCGGCGGCAGGCCCUGGACGACGAGCGUAGGAGGAGGGAGGACCUGGAGAAGCGGCUGCAGGAGGAGACGAGCAGGCGCCAGAAGCUCAUUGACAGGGAGGUGAAGCUACGCGAGAAGCAGAGGGCGCAGUCCCGUCCGCUAACCCGGUACCUGCCCGUGCGGAAGGACGACUUCGACCUGCGCAGCCACAUCGAGUCCGCGGGCCACAACGUGGAGACUUGCUACCAUGUGUCCGUCACCGAGAAGACCUGCCGUGGUUUCCUGGUCAAGAUGGGCGGCAAGAUCAAAACGUGGAAGAAGCGCUGGUUCCUCUUUGACCGCAACCGCAGGACGCUGUCCUACUACUCAGACAAGCACGAAGCCAAGCUGAAAGGAGUCAUUUACUUUCAAGCCAUAGAAGAAGUGUAUUAUGACCAUUUAAAGAAUGCACACAAGAGCCCGAACCCAUCGCUAACGUUCAGCGUAAAGACUCACGAUCGUGUGUAUUAUAUGGUGGCUCCUUCCCCUGAGGCCAUGCGCAUCUGGAUGGAUGUCAUCGUCACGGGGGCGGAGGGAUACACACAGUUCAUGAUCUAGGGGCCGGCGUGCACCUCAGAAACGGAACCUUCUCCACACUCUGUCUCAGGCACUGGGCUCCUCCCUCAGACACUUGUAGCAACUGGGAUUUGCCAAAUACCAACAGCGUGACUGGGCUGCUGCUGUUCUUUCAAAAAUCCCACCUCAGUUUUGAGAUCUGCCAGCACAAGCUGAUUCGUGACUCCAGCCGUCAGUCAGUUCGCCAGGUUUGCCAGUGAUGAACUCAUUGUGUGUACUGUUACAAGCUUUAGGAGUCUCAGUGGUUGUCUGAAGUGCCUUCACAUGCUGAUGAAACUGUUCUGCCUGUGCCUUGCUCUACACAGUACACACACACUUUACUGAGUAUCCAUUACCCACGACUGCAACUGUUGCAAAAGGCUGAAGUGUGCGUGCAUGGGCAUCUGCAUGGUUGCAUGCCUUUUGUUUUCGUGUGUGUGUGUGUGUGUGUGUGUGUGUGUGUGUGUGUGUGUGUGUCUGUACCUUGAUCCCAGCGAUAAAGAAUCACACACUGAUGUCUAGGUUUACUUUGCUCUGAAAGCUGAGAGUGCUGUGCUCUCCAUCAUGGUUGGAGUCCAUACUGAUGGUACAUGGAGUUCAGUAACAGUGAUGUGGAGGUCUAAGGUUACGUGUUAAGUGGCUGCGAGAACUUAACCCUUGUGGAUUGGUCCUCAGGUAUACACAUGUUCAUGGCAAUACUACCGGCAGUUCUAUGCUUCAAUACCAAUGACAAAUGGAACUAUAAUGUCUAUAUAUAGGGGUGUGUGUGUGUGGGUAUGUGCGUGCGUGAAUUCAGAGAGCAGUUUGAGCAUUAUGCGAUGACCAGACAUGCCACUGUAUUAUUCAUAGUAACAAUGGUGCUAUAAGAUGUAUGCUUUCAUAUUCAUUUGUUAUUUUUUUAAUCUGGCCAAAGGCUGGUAGGAAAGUAAGAGAACAAUAGUUAUCAAUAGGAUCUUAUCUUAAUGCUUAGCACAUACUGAAGGGCGAGAGCCAUAGAUUCACUGAGUCUGUAGGAUUAUCAGAAACAAACAUUUUACUUUUAGAAUUUUACCAUCUUGUCAUUUUAAGUAUUAUUGGCGGUGUUACUUUAAAAUAUAAUUUAUUCAGAACAUGUUAAUAGAAUAUAUAUCCAAAAUUCUUAAAUACAGGAUACAUUGCUUUCCCCACCGUCAGUGGGACAGUUUACAUAUGUGAAGACUAAAUAUGCUUUACAAUUUUGACUGAAGCUUUUUUUGGCCUAAUUUUUCGUUACAUUAAGUUUAUUAGC